UGCGUACAUACAUAAUCUGCAUAAUCAAUGUAAACGUUUUGUUCAUUUAUUUACUUGUCAAGGCAGUGGCGGCCGGGUGGAAGUUGGGGGGUGGGGGUGAUUAUUGUGAGAAACGAGGAGAAGGAGGAGGAGGGUCUUAUCACCGAAGAUGGAAUUUUUCAGAAUUUCUGGGGGGCAAAUGCCCCCCUGUCCCCUCGAUUCUGCCGCCCCUGUCUCCUGGCUGCCUGGCGAGGGAAGAAAGAAGUAGAAUGCGACGUAGUUUCUAGUUUCUUCCUCAAUCGCGUCGAACGAGUUGGAGCGUAAACGUCGCAUUUUGUUCUUCUCUCAUCUAAACGUUCUCCAGAAACAAUUGGUCGAAUUAAUUGCAAAUUUACGAAAUUUGCCCCUUGAUUUUCUGGGAAUAAGAAGUCCACCCACAGGAAAUAACUGAAAUUCGCAAUGAAUCCUUCCGAAGGUAGCAGUCCGGAAGAACGUGUCACGGCGAGAGGUCGGUCACGUCCCCGAAACGUUCCUCAGCCCGCUGUACAACUUGGCCCCGUCGACCCGUACGCGCCUCCCCCCAUGGAAAUCGAGCCAGCCGGUAAUGCCGCUGGGGGACCUGGAUUUGACCAACUUAUCUCUGAAUAUCGGGCCGAUAGUAGUAAUGGGAGUGGAAAUGGAAGUGAAGGGGGGCGUGAGGGCUCGUCCAGCCCGGAAGAGCAGGCCUUUGCGAGAGGAAGAGGUCGUGGAGGUCGCUCAAGAGACGAACCCAGGGUCGCACGGCAGCACGAAUCGCCGAAAAGUCAUCGAGUCCUCUUCUACGUUAACUACUUAAUUAUUAGAGGACGGGAAUGGGAAAAUCCGGCACUGUUCAACGCUUUUUCGUCAACUAUUUCCAACUCCAGAUGAAAAAGACUAUCGAAUUUCGCCUCUAUCUCGUCAACUUUGACCCGGAAAUCGACCACAUCCCGAAACGGAAGGCACUCCUUCGAAUGCGAGAGGCCGACAUUGGACCGUACCUCUUCGAAGGGACACAACUCUUCACUACGCGAAUCAUCCCCAUUGAAAAUCUCCGCUUUGAAGCUUCCUUCCCCGACAAACCGGACGACGUUUGGACCGUUAACAUUGAUUUCAUUCGCCAAUGUGACCGCCGGGAGCCCGUCGUCACCCAGUUGUACAACGUCCUCCUCAAAAAGGCGCAAGAAACCCUGGCACUCACCCUGCUUGGCCGCUUCUACUUCGAUUCCGAACAGAAAAUCGACAUUCGCCAACACCGCCUCCAACUCUGGCCGGGUUUCGUCACCUCGAUCCGCCAAAUGGAACGAGACGUGUAUCUCAACGUGGAUCCAACCUUCAAAGUUUGUCGAACCGAGACUGUCUUCGACCUUAUGAAAGAAAUGCGUCAAACGUCCCGAAACUUCAAGGGGGACAUUGAAGCCGCCGUGAUUGGAACUGUCGUGAUGACCACGUACAAUAAGAAAACGUACAAAAUCACCGGGAUCAAUUGGGACAUCCGGCCGACAGGGUCGUUCACCGUGUCACGUGGAGGAGUCGAGAGUCAGGUCACGUUUGUGGAAUAUUUUGAAAAGAAGGGGAUUCGCCUUAACGCGUCGCAACCGAUGUUGGUGUCCGCCCCGACGAAAAGGGAUAUUCGUCGAGGCGACGUCGGGGAUAAGAUUCUUCCCCCCGAGAUUUGCUACCAGACUGGAUUGAAUGAUGAGAUGAGGUCUAAUUUCCGGUUGAUGAAGGAUUUAGCGGGGCAUUUGCAUAUGGCGCCGCAACAAAGGAUUCAGCAAACUGUCCAGUUUGUAAGGAGGAUGAUUGAAAGCGAGGAGGUCACUUCUGAACUGCUUGCGUGGGGAAUGCGGAUUCAAGGCGUUCCGUGCGAAAUUCCAGGACGCUUGUUGGACCAAGAAUCUAUUCGUUUCAAGUCGGGCCAAGCUAUUGCUGGUGAAGCCGCCGACUGGACGAUGGCUUUUAGAACGAAUCAGAUGUUGUUGGCUAAGCCGAUGCAAAGAUGGGCGAUUGUGUAUCCGAACAGAGAUUCCGAUGGGAUUGAUAAUCUCCUGAGGACGAUGGACCGUGUCGGCCGACCGCUUGGAUUCCCUGUUGGCAAUCCGAUACAGGUUGGAAUCACCGCAACAAAUGAGCGCGCCUACACGGAGGAGAUUGAGCGGCUCGUCGAAGGAAAUCAGGGCCGUCUCGAUCUAAUCAUGAUUAUCCUUCCAAAUCCAAACUUAUCCGUGUAUGCCGCCGUUAAGAAGGCGUGUUCCCUGAAUUAUGGGAUCCCGUCGCAGUGCUUUCUGUCCAAAAAUGUGACGAGCAAGGGGCUGAUGUCAAUCAGUACGAAGCUGGUUAUUCAGAUGAACGCCAAGUUGGGUGGACAACCUUGGGGCCUAGCGAAUCCUCUCAAGGGAUUGAUGGUCAUUGGAUUUGACGUACAUCACGGAGGUGGGCGAAGUUACGGCGCAAUGACGGCAACCACGUCGCAGAACAUGGCGUCCUAUUUCUCAACGGUGCUCACCUUAUCGCCCGGUCUUGAAAUGGCAGGCGAAAUUGGACUCGCAUUGCGAAAGUGUCUUCAAGCAUAUCGAGCCAGGAACGAUGGAGAAUUUCCGGCUCGAAUAAUGUUCUACCGAGACGGCGUGGGUGAGGGACAGCUUCGAUACGUGGUGGAAACUGAACUGGUCGCAUUGCAGAGCGCUAUCACCGACUAUUAUGGGGACCAAGAUGCACCCAAAUUUUCCAUGGUCAUUGUAACCAAGCGGAUCAAUACACGCAUGUUUCUCGCCGUGGGAAAGGACAACAGGGUCGCAAAUCCUCCUCCUGGAUCAAUUAUCGACGAUAUUAUUACCUGUCCAGAGAAGUAUGACUUUUACCUUGUUCCACAAACGGCUCGUCAAGGCACCGUGUCACCCGUUGGAUUCAACAUAAUUCACGACACGUCUGGGCUAGAUGCCGAUAAAAUGCAGCGCUUUUCCUUCAAGCUCUGCCACGGAUACUUCAACUGGAGUGGGACCGUGGCCGUCCCAGCGCCGUGUCAAUACGCCCAUAAACUCGCCUUCUUGACCGGUACGGCUCUCCUGAACGAAGCUCGGGAGCCUCUUCUCAACAAUUUGCAUUAUUUGUAAUCACUGCAAAUUAAAAUCCUAACAAAACUUUAGAUUUAGUUGAAACCCAGACGAGUUUUAAAACAUUAAUGAAUUGUUACUUAUUUGGAAGUCAUGAAUUGUUACUCAAUUUUCUAAUACUCAAAUUUUCGUUUAGUUUCAAAUAAUUUUGGUAAUUAUUUAUUUCUAUUUUACUCAUUUGAAAGUAUUCAUGCAAACAAUUCUGUAUGAAUUCUUGCCAUAAUUUGUCAAGUCAUAAACUAUUGACUCAUUUGACUCCGGUCUUAUAUUUGUGAUAAAUGUAGUCGCACAAAUUAAGAUACUCGUAAGUUAUAGAUUUGGUUUAAACCUUAUAAUCAUUAAUGAGAUGUAACUCAUUUAGAAGUCCCCUUGUUACGCUAUUUCAUGAGUUUCUAAUAAUUUUGAUAAUUUAUUAUCCCUAUUUCACUCGAAGAUAUCUAUGCAAAGGAGUCCUAUUGAAGUAGAUUUUAAAUCCAAAAGAAUGGGUUCGUUUGACUAGGGUCCUAUAUUUUUAAAAGGUGGUAAUUGUAGUCGCCACAAAUUAAAAUACUCGUAAGCUACAAAUAGAUUUAGUUUAAACCCACGGGUUUUAAAACAUUGAUGAAUUGUUGCCCAAUUUUCUAAUAAUUUUGGUAAUUUAUUAUUUCUAUUUUACUCAUUUGAAAGUAUUGAUGCUAAUAAUUCUGUUUGAAUUCUUGUCAUAAUUUGUUAAAUCACAAACUAUUACAUUUAUCUAAAAGGUGACAAUUGUAUAGUCACUACAAAUUAAAAUACUCGUAAAUUAUAGAUUUAGUUUACUUACACCUGUGAGAUUAAGCCAAUGAUAUUAAUGAAUUGUUACUCAUACUUGUUACGCUUUUUCAUGAAGUUUCUAAUAAUUUUGAUAAUUUAGUAUUCCUAUUUUACUUAUUUGAAGAUAUCCAUGCAAAUAAUUCUGUAUGAAUUUUUGUCAUAGUUUGUCAAAUCAAAAACCAUCGAAUCAUUUACAUAUCUAUGUUUUUAUAUAUUUAAAAGGUGGUAAUUGUAUUAACUACAAGUAAAAAUACUCGUAAAUUAUAGAUUUAGUUUUAAAAACAGUAAUGAAUUGUUACUCAAAUUGUUGUUUUUUCGUCAAGUUUCUAAUAACUUUGAUUCUUUCCUAUUGAUAUUUUACUUAUUUGAAGAUAUGCUAUGGAAAAAAUGCUCUACAAUUAUUAUCAUAAUUUGUCAAUUCAAAAACCUUUGUUUAUCUAUGGGCGUACUCACGACAACUUCUUAUUUCGCAUCGCAACUCAUUUAGCAAACUUGCGAAGAUCAAAAUUUUUCUGUCGUGAGGGGAUUCGCAAAAUAUAACUUCGCAAAUCUCUCCA
This is a messenger RNA of Folsomia candida, 4459 nucleotides long. RefSeq names its product piwi-like protein Siwi. NCBI's taxonomy places the organism in Eukaryota, Metazoa, Arthropoda, Collembola, Entomobryomorpha, Isotomidae. Gene Ontology annotation, biological process: regulatory ncRNA-mediated gene silencing. The record is from RefSeq and is a predicted model, not a curated record. Bases 831 to 3110 code for a protein of 759 amino acids. Gene Ontology annotation, cellular component: P granule. The transcript is spliced from 12 exons. Gene Ontology annotation, molecular function: piRNA binding; protein binding.